UCAUUACGUGGUCCGAAUGAAGCGUCAUCCUUUCUGAUGUAGAGCGGCACAGCGGCCUUUCUUUGGUGCUCUACAUUUCCCACCGUCUGUCUGCUCUUGUCCCCGGUAUUUCAGUUCUGAAUUUCUCCAACCAUGACUCGAAAGACGCCACUUCUCGCCGCUUGCCUGCUGCUUCUGGCUGCUGUGAGCACGGAGGUUUUGGCGGACGGUUUGGUGAACGAGGACGUGAAGAGGACAGUGGACCUGGGCACUCAUCUGGCCAAGAUCACCGCGGAGAUCGUGCUGUCCAACCAGGGACUCUCUGCCGCCCAUAGCUUUAUAUUAGCGGUAGAAGCUGACAUGGCCCCUCACCUGGCAUACAUCGGUGCUUCGGUGAAGGGUGAUGAGGAGGAGGAUGGUACUCUUGAACUCCAACAGACAACAAUUCAGGGCCAAAGUGGGGUUUUUUACAAAGUGCAGCUGCCUUCCAGUCUGGCCGCAGGGGCUCAGCUGAAGGCAAAGGUGGAGAUGACAUUCAGCCACGUCCUGCAGCCCUUCCCCACACACAUCACGCAGGCUGAGCGCCAAUUGGUGAUCUUCCAGGGGAACCACUACCUGUACUCUCCGUACCCCACCCGCAGCCAGACCACGCGCGUCCGCCUGGCCUCCAAGACUGUGGAGACCUAUACCAAGCUGGGUAACCCCAGCAAGAACGAUGAGAUUAUCGAGUACGGACCUUUCCGUGAUGUGGCUCCGUUUAGCGAGGAUACAAUGAAGAUCCAUUACGAAAACAACUCACCCUUCCUCACCAUCAGUGGCAUCGUUCGGAUCAUUGAGGUCUCUCACUGGGGGAACAUUGCUGUGGAAGAGACCAUCAACUUGAGGCACACAGGAGCCGUCCUGAAGGGGCCUUUUUCACGUUACGACUAUCAGCGUCAGUCAGACAGCGGCAUCUCAUCUGUCAAAUCAUUCAAGACUAUCCUUCCUGCCUCGGCACAAGACGUCUACUACAGAGAUGAGAUUGGCAACAUCUCCACCUCCCAUCUGCAGGUUCUGGAUGACUCUGUGGAGGUGGAGGUCCGGCCUCGCUUCCCCUUGUUCGGAGGCUGGAAGACCCACUACAUCAUCGGAUACAAUCUGCCCAGCUACGAGUACCUCUACACCCUGGGUGACCAGUAUGCACUGAAGAUAAGACUAGUUGACCAUGUGUAUGACGACCAGGUGAUUGACUCCCUCACUGUGAAAAUCAUCCUGCCAGAGGGAGCCAGAAACAUCCACGUGGAAACACCUUACAAAAUUGAUCGCAAGCCAAACCAGCUCCAUUAUACAUAUCUGGAUACCUUUGGCCGACCAGUGCUGGUCGCCAGCAAGAACAACCUGGUGGAGCAUCACAUUCAGGAUGUUGUGGUUCAUUAUAACUUCAACAGGAUCCUGAUGCUGCAGGAGCCUCUUUUGGUUGUAGGGGCCUUCUACAUCCUCUUCUUCACUGUCAUCAUUUAUGUCCGCCUGGACUUUGCCAUCACAAAGGACCCAGCGGCUGAGGUGCGUAUGAAAGUGGCCUCAAUCACCGAGCAGGUGCUCACUCUGGUCAACAAGCGUCUGGGUCUGUACCGACACAUGGACGAGGUAGUUAACCGCUACAAACAGUCUCGAGACACGGGAGCGCUAAACAGCGGCCGGAAGACUCUGGAGGCUGACCACCGCACUCUCACCAACGAAAUCAGCUCGCUGCAGGCUCGCCUCAAAGCCGAGGGCUCCGAUUUGGCUGAUAAGGUGGGGGAGGUGCAGAAGGUGGACGGCCAAGUGAAGGAGCUGGUGUGUCGCUCCUGCCAGGAGGCGGAGCGGCUGGUGGCGGGUAAGGUCAAGAAGGAGGCUUACAUCGAGAGCGAGAAGACUCUGACCGGCAAGAGACAAGAGUUCGUCGGCCGCAUCGACAGUCUGCUGGACGCCCUCUAAACUACUCCUGCCACACACACUAGCACACACCACCAACAUACAACCGACUAUUUGUAUGAAUGAGAAUUAAAUGAAAUGUGACACAAAUGCUUACACAUUUUUUGUACCAUCUUUGAACCCAGACAUGGACACAUUAACAUCUCAUCUUCUGCUAGUGAUUGGUUUAUCCAAAACACUUGUGCCUUGUGAUAAACUUGAGGUCACUGCAGCUCUACCGCAGCUACGUCACAACUUUUGUUUUUUGUUUGUCUGUAUUUCAGUUUGUUGAGCUACACACUCUCACACUGCUCAGACUUGACACUUCAUUUUCAAGUUUCUAAUCUCGACUUGGUAUUUUUGUUUUCCCCCUUGUGUAUGGUUAUGGGACUUUUUGUUUUUGGGAAACUAAUUGGAGAAGGGCCCGUGUGUUUUCGUUCUCAUGUCUUUACUCACAUAUGCCGUAUUCUAAGAUUGAAUCUCGCUCUGAAGUAUGAAGGUGAACUUUUUCCAAUCGUAUCUCUUUUGCACUUACAACUUUUUUCUACUCGCCCCCUGACUGACGUUUAUAUUUGAACAAAUUUGAAGCUCUAAUUCUGUGUCAUCCCAAAUGCUUGUUGUUGACGUUCCUCAGUCAUAUUUUCUACAUUUUGUAUGAUUUUGUUUUGUAAGUGUCUUUUGUUUUUUUUGACCAUGAGAUUAGUGAAACCAUGAGAUUAGGUUUAUGUGAGAAAAGACAUGGGACACGGAUGCUUUGUGAAAUGGGCAAUGAUAUGGAAAGUUGUCAAAUUUGAAAUAAAGUUUUGAGAAACUCA
Molecule: messenger RNA, 2726 nt
Organism: Cottoperca gobio
Lineage: Eukaryota; Metazoa; Chordata; Actinopteri; Perciformes; Bovichtidae
Gene: rpn1
Product: ribophorin I
Exons: 10
Coding region: 133-1935 (600 amino acids)
Cellular component (GO): oligosaccharyltransferase complex; membrane
Source: RefSeq, a predicted model, not a curated record